GAGGGAGAAAUUGAUGGAUGGACUUCUCUUUCAUCUCCUAGGUCACUGCUCAAAUGCCCCAGAGGGGCUGGCAAGUCAGGCCAGGUCUCCCAGGUAGGUGUCUGGGAACCAGGUGCUUCGGCCAUCACCUGCUGCCUCUCCAGUGGGCAUUAGCAGGAAGCUGGAAUCAGCAGGGCUGGGACUCCAACGCAGGAACCCAGCAUAGGAUGUGGACAUCCCAGUUGGUGGCUGAGCUGACUGCUGCAGAAGGCACUUGCUGCUCCCACCUGUAACUCAGUCCCCCUCUGACAUCAAUGUUUCUACAGAGAGAUUUAUUUUUGUAGUAACCACUCACUUUGAGAAUGCAUGUGUGCAGUGUGUUUCAUUCAUCUGCUUGUCCGGGGACCCUCUCUGUUUUUUCUGCCUCAUCCAUUUUUGGCUGAGAGAAGUGUUUCUUUGGCCUCAUGCACGUGUGAAAUGUGCAUUCUUCCUAGAACACUACAGCAAAGUUUUUGAGACAUGAAGAGGAUCCUCAGCAAUGAAAACUACAACCUUUUGGCUUCCUGCUGAUGACAUAAGGGCUUGGAUCUUGUGGCUCUUUGCGAUGACCCUGCACGAGAUGUCUGCCCAAGUCAUCCAUCAAGUUGAAGAGGCACUGGAUGAAGAGGAGAAGGAGACACUGCUUUUCUUGUGCCGGGAUGUGACCGCUGAUGUGGUUGCACCCAAUGUCAGGGACCUUCUAGAUGUUUUAAGCAAGCAAGGCAAGCUGUCUGUCGGGGACUUGGCAGAGUUGCUGUACAGAGUGAAGCGCUUUGACCUGCUCCAGCAGAUCUUGAAGAUGGACAAAGCAGCUGUGGAGGCGCACCUGUUCAGGCACCCUCACCUUGUGUCAGACUACAGGGUACUAAUGACAGAGAUUGAUGAAGAUCUGAUAAAAUCUGAUGUGUCUUCAUUGGUCUUCCUUAUGAGAGAUUACAUAGGCCGAGGCAAGAUAACCAAGGAUAAGAGUUUCCUGGAUCUUGUGAUUGAGAUGGAGAAACUAAAGCUGGUUGCUCCAGAUCAACUGGAUUUAUUAGAAAAAUGCCUAGAGACCAUCCACAGAAUAGACCUGAAGACAAAAAUCCAGAAAUACAGGCAAUCUGACCUCUUGUCUGCUUGUCGAGCUCCAAGAGUGGGAGCAAAUUAUACCAAUGGUGUUCACGCCUCUCUCCUGAACUUGACUCUCAAAGAUCCUUCAUGUAACUUAAGGCUACAGAAUGGAAGAAUUAAAGACCAAAGGCUUGUGGAACAACUUGGCAUUCAAAGAAGGCCGGUGAAGAAGUCCGUUCAGGAAUCAGGAGCCUCGGUGCCUCAGCACCUAACAGAAGAGAGAUACAGGAUGCGGAGCAAGCCCCUGGGAAUCUGCCUGAUAAUUGAUUGCAUCGGCACUAACAUAGAGGGUCUUCAAAAAACUUUCACCUCUCUGGGCUUUAAAGUGCAGCCCUUCAAGUGUCUCCGUAUGUGUGACAUCAUCAGAGAACUUGACAAAGCUGCCAGGGAACCCAAGCAUCAAGACUAUGACAGCUUUGUGUGUAUCCUAGUGAGCCGAGGAAGUACCCAGAGUGUAUUCGGUGUGGACAAGUUUGAAUCGGGCUUUCCCUUGCACAACAUCCGGAAGAUGUUCAUGGGGGACUCGUGCCCUUAUCUCGUAGGGAAGCCUAAGCUUUUCUUCCUCCAGAACUAUGUGGUGUCAGAGAGCCUGCUGGAGGUGGAUGGACCGGCUGUGAAAACUUCCGAACCCAAGAUGCCACACCUGGGACCCUCCACCAUUCACCGUGAAGCCGACUUCUUCUGGAGCCUGUGCACGGCGGAUGUGUCCCUGCUGGAGCAGGUCCCCAGCUCACCUUCCCUAUACUUGCAGGUCCUCUCCCAGAAGUUGGAACAAGAAAGAAAACGCCCACUCCUGGACCUCCAUGUUGAACUCAACAGCAAAGUGUGUGAUUGGAACAGUCAAGUUCCUGCUAAGAAGAAGUACCAUGUCUUGCUGCAGCAUACUCUGCGAAAACAACUCAUCCUUUCUUAACCAAAAAACAAUUCAAA
Ochotona curzoniae (black-lipped pika) is the source of this 2058-nucleotide messenger RNA. Its product is annotated as CASP8 and FADD-like apoptosis regulator. The coding region runs from base 518 to 2041 and encodes 507 amino acids. The record is from RefSeq and is a predicted model, not a curated record. The transcript is spliced from 10 exons. Gene Ontology annotation, biological process: proteolysis; negative regulation of extrinsic apoptotic signaling pathway via death domain receptors. NCBI's taxonomy places the organism in Eukaryota, Metazoa, Chordata, Mammalia, Lagomorpha, Ochotonidae. Gene Ontology annotation, molecular function: protein binding; cysteine-type endopeptidase activity.